Molecule: messenger RNA, 1179 nt
Organism: Fusarium poae
Lineage: Eukaryota; Fungi; Ascomycota; Sordariomycetes; Hypocreales; Nectriaceae
Exons: 2
Coding region: 1-1179 (392 amino acids)
Molecular function (GO): O-methyltransferase activity
Source: RefSeq, a predicted model, not a curated record
AUGGCAUCUGCAGACAAACUCAUCGAGGCCCUCCAAGGUCUUGACGCAAACUCUUUCACCAAUGAAGCCGAGCGUGUUCGUGCCCUUGAUGCCCUUGCCUUGGCUGUGAGCAAGGUCCAGACGCCCUGGGAUACCGUAUGGCAUCACUGCUGGGUAAACCCAGCCACAAAUGCGUGUGCCAAAACUUUAAUCGAUGCUGGUGUUUUUCACAAGUGGAUUGAGGCUGGUGGCCAGGAAAAGACUUGUGCUGAACUGGCUGACCUUACAAACAUCGACCCAGUGCUCAUUCGACGCAUGAUGCGACAAAUCUCUGGACAGAAUCUCGUCAUCGAGACUGCUGAGGAUACCUACAAACCUACACCCUGGGUCCAUGCUUUGACUACCGAUCAAGCCCUCGCCAACGUAUAUGGUGGUCUCUCUGACUUUGUCAACGCUCCCAUGUUUAGAACACUGCCGUUUUACCUCAAGAAAAAUGGGUACAGGAACCCCACCGACCCUAACGACUGUAACUGGCAGUUCAUGAAGGGGAAGCAGGAGAACCUGUUCCAGUCGCUCAGUGCAGACCCUGUGGCUGCAAGAGAGUUCAACGAUGCAAUGGAGAGCCACUCCAAGUAUAACCUGACACCUUGGGUUGAGGUCUACCCAACCGAGACACUGGUCGUUGACUCCAAGCCUGAUCGGCCAUUGGUAGUUGAUGUUGGUGGAAGUAAAGGUCAUGACUUGACCAAGUUCCACCUGCGUCAUCCCGAUAUUCCUCACGGUAGCUUAGUUCUUCAAGACCUACCCGACAUUCUCAAAGAACUUACCAUCGCGGAAACGAUCUCGGUGCAUCCCCACGACUUCUUCACUCCUCAACCUGUCAAGGGUGCCCGUGCUUACUUUAUGCAUAACGUGCUGCAUGAUUGGGAAGAUAAGCAAGCCAAAGAUAUCCUCAGGCACCUUGCAGAUGCUAUGGAGCCUGGUUACUCCAAGCUUCUCAUCCACGAGAGCUUGAUUAGUACUAUCAAACCCCAUGCUCGUGUUACAACAUCUGAUAUUACCAUGAUGGCUUGUCUCGGUGCCAAAGAGAGAACCGAAGCCGAGUGGCGAGAAUUGAUUGAGAGUGUCGGAUUGAAGGUGCUGAAGAUUUGGAGACCACUUCAGUCAGUGGAGAGUGUUAUCGAGGCUGAACUUGCUUAG